AGACCACCUAGAUGUCGCUUUAAAAACCUGAAACGCUUCACAUUAGGCUGUAAAAUGGAUCGAUGAGGAUGACUGGAAAAAAUCCAGAAAAAACAGCGUCCAAACGACGCGAUGUUACGCCGGAUAGUCGAAUGUUAAAUUUUUGGAGACAACAUUAUGCUAGCCAAAAGCGUCAGGUUGCACCAAACGGUUGCGGAACGCCUACUUUCACACCACCGAGGUGCAGGCAAAAUCCACUCAAUGGGCAGGUUCCACCUUUUGAAACUGAUUCAACAUACGGUACUCUAGAUCAUGGAUCUAGCUCUACAAACAAAGCUGGAAUUUAUGUUGCUCCUUGUGCUAACGGAAAAUUCAAUAGUUUAAGGGCUAACUAUAGAUCAAGAAGAAGCUAUGAAAAGAGAAGAAAGAAGAAAGUGUUUGUUGUUAUUGGGAUGGCCACACUUGGGUUUCUGUUGAUAUUAUGCUCAGUUUUGGCUUACAUUCUGUACUUUACACUAACGGAUGGAGAUCGAAUAGAAAUUGAAAAUUCCCCUGAGGAGAAGGGAUUAAGAGCUGUCCUCAUUCUGAAAAUAACCAAUUUUAAUUAUACAGUAUCCAUGAAUUCCAACGAUUCCUCAUCUUUUCAAACCAUAGCAAUACCACUUUGUGCAAAGCUAAAAGGAAUAGUCACAUCGGAAACUUCAUUGUCUGAGUUAUUCCACUCUUGUAACAUUGGGAAAUUGAGUCCUGGAAGUGUAAUAGCAAAUGCUCAAAUUUUAUUCACAAAUUUCGUAUCCGGCAAACAUAUAAAGGGGAUAAUAAUCAAAGAAUUAUCACAAAAUUCAUCUUAUUUAGGAAAUUUCCAUAUACAUGCAUCAAGCAUAAGUAUCGUUAUGAAAGAUUCUAUAAAGGAAUCGGUAAAAACUACGUCGAAGCCUAAAAACAGUAGCUUUGCGAGAGAGCUAACAUCGACCCAUCAGCCAACCGAAACGACCUCUAACAUUUUGAAUUUGACUGAUAGUAGAACCAGUUUAAUUAGCCGAAAUACCCCGGAACAGACAACACACGGCCCAUCAACAGGUACGGAAAUUAAAUUAACAGCAUCAGCAACUACAACCGCAACGGAAAAAGUUAAAAAACAUACAACAACCUCUGCAACAACCCCAAAAGAAAAUAGUACUUUUAGACAAACAACUAAAUUCUUCACGUGGCAAACUACCACUAGUAUUGACAAAACAACUAACAGCACUAAAACAACGAUCAGUUCUAUUGAGCCUGAAGAAUCAACUACAAUAAGCGAAAAUAGUAGUAUUACUGGUGUUGACGUUAAAACUACAUUGAGAACUACCUCAGAAAAUAAAGAAACUAGUCGAGAAGAGACGGCAAUGACAGACUAUUCUAACAAGGAUAUGCAUACGAAAACCACUAGAGUGAGAACCACUGACAAGACAUCUAAUCAUUCAACUUUUCGGGACUCAAGCUCCUUCACGUCAAAAAAAUCGAUGACUACAAAGAAGAACGUUGAAAAUACUACAAGACGUGUGUUUUUUACGAAGAGAGACAAUUCCACUUCCUCUACCUCUUAUAUAACCUCAACGACUUCCGGAUGGUUUAGCAUCAAUGAAACAACUUUAUCUAUUGAUUAUUCGUCAUAUUCUACUUCUAUAAAGAAAAACCCUUGUCAUUCCAAUCCGUGCACAAAUAAUGGAUCGUGCGAAAAUUUGGGCAAUAACUCUUUUAAAUGCCACUGCGCAUCUUGUUUAUGCUUUAAACACGAUUUCGGACCCAACUGCGAAAAUUCUACAAUCAAUGAGGCAUUUAAUUGCUCGACCAAAAGAGAUGGUUAUUACUCUAGUCCAAACUCUUGUUCACAGUUUUUUCAAUGUAAUAAAGGAGUAAGAUUAAAUAUAGAUUGUCCCAGGGGACUUGUUUUCAAUCCGGAGAUUUCUAAAUGUGAUUAUAUUCAAAAUGUUGCUUGUGCAUUAGAUUCUUUAAAAGAGCUUCAAAUUCAAAACAAAACGUAUUCGUGCAAGAAUAAUCCUUGUAAAAGUGGAUCUACAUGUCGAGAAAUUGGUCAAAUUGGAUUUGAGUGCCAAUGUUCAGAAAACAAAUGUGGCUGUCCAAAUUCUGGCAAGCUAUGUGAUUUUGGAUAUUCAUUAGACGAUUCUUGUUUAAGUAAAGAGAAUUCUUCUGACUCUGUUGAUUGUCUACAGCAAAUACAAUGUAUUACAGGGAGAUUGCCUCCAAGAGGAGGAUGUUCAAUAGAUCUUUUUUACGAUCAUGUUCAAAGAAUGUGCGUUCAUAAUUCAUCUGUAUCAUGUGCUCAAACUUAAUGAACAGUGCAAUAAAAGCAUUAUUUCAUAUUUUUAUGUUUACUAUUUUUACUGCAGAUUUGAUGUGACAAUUUGUUUAUUUUUUGUUUAUUUAUUUUCUUUCUUUUCUUUUGCAUGCAAUUAAAUACAGAAUUUUAAUGAAAC
Molecule: messenger RNA, 2456 nt
Organism: Dimorphilus gyrociliatus
Lineage: Eukaryota; Metazoa; Annelida; Polychaeta; Dinophilidae
Source: the annotation of a GenBank genome assembly